Messenger RNA from Elaeis guineensis (African oil palm), 1754 nucleotides. The record is from RefSeq and is a predicted model, not a curated record. Lineage: Eukaryota; Viridiplantae; Streptophyta; Magnoliopsida; Arecales; Arecaceae.
AGUCUGCCCAUGUUUGACCACAUCCGCCAAGCAAAAACCCAAUAAAUUAAUGCCAAAAAAAGUAAUAAAUAGCACAAGUGGCAAGCCCAGUAUAUCUCUCCAAUACUGAUACUAAUGAUAAUAAUAAUCGAAGACCUUUCCAUCUUUUUGUUCCGAAGUUUCCUGAGCCAAUCCAAUUUAUUUUUCCCCCUUGAGAUCUUUUCUCCCACACACGCCCUCUCCCUCUCUCUCUUUUGGGAAUCUCGAGUUUUCAACGCGGAUUGGCCAACCCACUUCCUUCCUUCCACCACCAACCUCCCCUACGUCUACGUUCACCAACUCGCCGGGAGGUGGCCUGGUUUUCCCUCUCGUGUUCUCGGUAGAUCGGCCAUAUUUACUUCCCAUUUUCUCAAUUGUCGGUCUGGUUUAUUUUCCUGGGACAAAUCUCAGGGUCGUGGGGAGGGGGGGGGGAGGGAGAGAGAGAGAGGAGCGAAGAUGGCGAAUUGGGAGCUCAAGCACUGCUGCGAUCACGAUCAGGUCGUCUUCAUCGCAACCAUCAGCGUCUUCACCGUCGUCAUCCUCGCCAAACCCCCUUUACCCCCUUUCCUACUCAAUAAAGCCUAAAGGACACUGCUGAAGUCGGUUCAACUGAACUUUUUACUAAAGUUUGUCUAUUUUCUGCGUUGGAGACCUAUAAAGUUGUGGAGGACGAUUUUGCUGACUCCUUUCAAGCUCAUCACCGUAUUUCUCCACGAGACCAGCCAUGCUCUUGCGUGCAAACUGACAUGUGGGCAGGUGGAGGGUAUGCAGGUUCAUGCCAAUGAGGGUGGGGUCACGCAAACCCGUGGUGGCAUCUACUGGUUAAUUUUGCCUGCUGGAUAUCUAGGGUCAUCAUUUUGGGGAAUGGUUUUCAUACUUGCAUCUACAAACCUUCUCACUACAAGAAUUGCAGCUGGUUGCUUUAUAGUCGCGCUGAUUGUUGUCCUCUUUGUUGCUGAAAAUUGGACUCUUCGAGGACUGUGCAUAGGCUUUAUCAUAUUUCUUGCAAUUGUUUGGGUUUUACAAGAAACUACAAAGGUCCACAUUCUUCGCUAUGUCAUUUUGUUCAUAGGUGUAAUGAACAGCUUAUUUUCAGUUUAUGAUAUCUAUGAUGAUUUAAUAUCCCGAAGAGUCCACUCAAGUGAUGCUGAGAAAUUUGCUGAGAUUUGCCCUUGCCCUUGUAAUGGUGUUGGAUGGGGGGUUAUUUGGGGUCUGAUAUCAUUUGCGUUUCUAUGCGGAUCCAUUUACCUUGGUCUUGUUAUUUUAUCCUGAGGGUUCAAUUUUACAUGGAUUCUUGCCUCUCUGAAUAGGAUGGAGUGCUUUCAAGAGGUUCCUGUUGCUUGGAAAUUCAUGCUCAGAAAUUCAAAUUGCAUCAGGCUUACAAUUUUCCUCCUGCAUCAAUUAUGGAGUGAUGAAUGGCCUUAGCUGAUACAUGUCCUCCUGGAUCAAUUAUGGGGUGAUGAAUGGCCAUAGCUGAUACAUGCUUUUGUUCAUUAUUCUUUUAUGACACUAUUGACUCUCAUCCGACCUUUCAACAUUCAUGGGUCUCAAACACAGCUGAUCAUUCUUUUUUGCUAUAGAAUUAGUUUUGUACUUCUGAUUUGUUAAUGGUUUUUAAUCAAAGUGUUCCUGCAAUGAAUUAGUUUUUUUCCAAAUCAGAAUGCCCCAUCGCUGUGGAUGCCAAUAUUAACCAUAUGUUAUGCCUAAAAAAUGGAAAAUUAUAUCUUUUAUUGCUA